CCUUCCUAGAUCCAUUAUGAAUUUCUUCCUGGAAACAAUCCAAGUCCUCCUGUUGUCCAUCUGGUACAAUGUGGAGUCUUUCAUCCACCUCUUUGUACCCAGGAGGAAGAAGAACGUAGCUGGUGAAGUGGUGCUGAUCACAGGGCAGGUAGCGGGAUUUGGUCGCCUCAUGGCCCAGGAGUUUGCAGCUCUUGGCACUGUGCUGGUGUUGUGGGAUAUUAACCAGGAGGGCAUGAAGGAAACCGCUCAACUGGCUAAACAGAGUGGAGCCAGCAGAGUCCACUACUAUCUGUGUGACUGCAGUGACAAGAAUGAGGUGUACAGAGUGGCUGACCAGGUAAAGCGAGAGGUGGGUGAUGUCAGCAUCCUGGUGAACAAUGCUGGGAUCGUGACAGGAAAGAAGUUCAUGGAUGCUCCUGAUUCCCUGAUUGAGAAGACAAUGGAGGUCAACACUAUGGCUCACUUCUGGACCUACAAGGCCUUCCUUCCUGCUAUGAUUGCCAACAAUCACGGCCAUCUUGUCAGCAUUGCCAGCUCUGCUGGACUCAUAGGAGUUAAUGGAUUGGCAGACUACUGUGCUAGUAAGUUUGGAGCAGUAGGUUUUGCAGAGUCAGUUGGUCUGGAGCUACUGGCAACUGGAAAAGAUGGCAUCAAGACCACCAUUGUGUGUCCGUACUUCAUCAACACUGGAAUGUUCGAUGGAUGUCAAACCAAGUGGCCAUCACUGCUGCCAAUCCUGAAUCCAGACUAUGUAGCCAAGAAGAUCAUCCAUGCUGUGCUCACAGACCAGGUCUACCUACUGCUGCCCAAGAGCAUAUACCUCAUUGCUGCUCUCAAGAACAUCCUCCCCAUGAAGCAGGGCAUUCUGCUGGGGCAGUACCUGGGAGCUUUCAACCUCAUGGACAAGUUCAGGGGACGCUCCAGAAAACAGGAGUGAGAGAGGAGAAUAAGAAGUGAAGGAUGACUGAAAUGGAAGGAGACAAAGGUGUACUGAAGCCAUCCAUAUCAACGCCUCUUAAUUUUAAUCUUCCUAAUGUACAAGUGUAAUAGCAGAGAGUAGGGCAGAGCAGUAGUGGCAAAGGUUGGAUUAACCACAAAUUGAAUACAAAUAUUGAAUACCUAAUAGUUUCUCUAUAUCUAACACUGUAUAAUCCAUCUUUAAGUAUAAAUAUCCUCAAUGUGCUUGUUUUCAAAAUAACACUAAAAUAUGUGUUUUCAAAGAUUGACAGGUGAUAGAUGGACCCCUCCUGAUGGGUUAUGGACAUUUUUAAGUUUCCGUGUUGGUGUCAAACAUUUUUGCAAGUGGUCAUGAAUUCAGCCAGCCAGUGUUUCUGACCUCUGAAGACCAAUCCUGAUGAUAUAAAGAUGUAUCAUCAGGGACGUCCAUGAACAGCCAGGUCAAACGCUUACCUCAAUUAUGAUGUUGUUCUGAAACUCCCUAAUUCAGUGUAAAUGUGUCCUCUCUGUGUUAUGACAUGUUUGUGCUUUGUGCUGUGUUCCUCCACAGCAAAUGCCAAACCACAGAAACUCAUACUGUAGCCACAACUGCUAUUGCUUCAAAACAGAGUAAUAGACAGAAAUAUUAUUUGAUAGGAGCCACUUUGCCAAGUGUGAAGUGGUGAUUCAGUGGAACUGAAUAAGCACUUCUUCAGCUUUAAAGAGAAAUAACCAUAUAAAUUCCUCUCAUGGGUAAACCCUUCUCCUUUGUUCGUGACUAUGGUAACAUAACAGUGACAGUUUACCAAUGCUGACAACUGAAGAAGCCUCAUUAUUUUUGGGUUUUAUGGGUUAAAAAGUUUUGUUGUUAAAAUCCAAGCACCGGGGCCAGGCACUCAUACUCAGGUAUAGUGAACCCUUUGUAAAGGGUUUCUUAGAUAUGUGAUACCUCACUUUAUGAAGCUUGUUCGUCCAGACCACUCUGUUUUAAUCUCAUGAGUCUGAAAGCUUGAUUGUUCUUAAUGUCUGUGUUUGCAAACAGUAACUAUACUGACUGUUAAAACAUUAGCUGUAAUUAGCUAGUACUUGGCUAGCCUGUUACAGCUAGUUAAUGUAUGAAUUGAGACCACUUAACUUUUCUUCUUGUAGUGUCGUCCUCUUUCUUCUUUUCACCUUGUAGUCUAGUUUUCUAGCAAUACUAACAAUUGUACUUAAACAUUUCAAUAAUGCCUAUAUGUGGCCAUGGUCUUGAUCUAGGUAGCACUGUGUUAGAAAAGUCAUUCAGAGCUUGAAUAUUAUAUCUUCAUUAAUGUGUGAAAUAACUCUUUCAACAUUUCCAAAAUUCUGAAAUACCCUGAAGUAAUCAUUCUUUGUUUUUUUCCUCUGUUUUUUGAUUUGCCAUAUUUUGCACAGCAUAUUAAUUUCCACUUAGAUUUUAAUGGUCCUAUCCUCAAACUUUUAAAGCACAUUUACUACCAUUAACACUCUCACUUAUACUGUCUGUAAUAUUAGAGAAAUAUUAUGAAGAUUAUAAUACAUGUAGCUGGGUACAUGUCUAUUAUAAAUCAUUAUUCAGCUUUGUGUCAUUAUUAAUGUGUCUGUAACUGAAUGCCAUCAUAUGUAAUUUGUAUUAAUUUCUCAUCUUCAGUAUAAAUUUAGUGAUUUACCUAAUACAUUGUAAUGAACAGUAUACACCUGUUGCCUUAAUCAUGUAAACCUUUAAAGAACUCAAAAAGAAAAUACUGUAAUCAAAUCAGUAAAAGGAAUGUCAGUAAUGUAGCAAUUGUGUUUGAAAGUGAACUUCCUGGAACUGUAAUUUGGAAAAUUCUGAUCAUUAAAUUUUCCCAUUUCAAA
This is a messenger RNA of Lates calcarifer (barramundi perch), 2790 nucleotides long. RefSeq names its product epidermal retinol dehydrogenase 2-like. Gene Ontology annotation, cellular component: lipid droplet. The record is from RefSeq and is a predicted model, not a curated record. Lineage: Eukaryota; Metazoa; Chordata; Actinopteri; Centropomidae. Gene Ontology annotation, molecular function: oxidoreductase activity, acting on the CH-OH group of donors, NAD or NADP as acceptor.